Rhea pennata is the source of this 1298-nucleotide messenger RNA. It is a transcript of the gene LYSMD1, whose product is annotated as LysM domain containing 1. Lineage: Eukaryota; Metazoa; Chordata; Aves; Rheiformes; Rheidae. The transcript has 3 exons. Bases 422 to 943 code for a protein of 173 amino acids. The record is from RefSeq and is a predicted model, not a curated record.
AGGGCCGCGGCGGCCUGGCGCCUGCUGCCUCGUCCGCCGCCCGGCUGGGACUCGAGGGGGCCCGGGCGGGCUGGGGAGGGGAGGGGGGGGGGCUGGCGGCGGUGCUGAGGGAGGGCCGGGGCCGGGGGGCCGAGGGACGCGGCCGAAGGGCCCCCUGCCCUUAGCGUCACCCCCGCUCCCUCCCCCACGCGGGGCGGCCGCGCCCGGACGCCUGGGCCCUCCCCUCCCCCAACCGCGGGAAGCGGGGUGCUGCCCCCCCCCCACACCCACCCACUCCCCCGGCCCCAGCAGGGGGGUGUCGGUUUGGCCCGUGGGGUGGGCUGGGAGUUGGGGGGGGGGGCGGAGAGGGGUGUUAGCAUGAGACCCCCCGGUGCGGGCCGGGGCGCCGGCGGGGGUCGGCGGUGAGCGGGGCCGCUCCGCCAUGGCGGCGGCGCCCCCCGGGCGGCGGGGAGCGGCGCUGGGCGGGCUGCCGGGCCUCGAGCAUCGCCUGGAGCCCGGGGACACGCUGGCGGGCCUGGCGCUGCGCUACGGCGUCACGAUGGAGCAGAUCAAACGUGCCAACCGCCUCUACACCUCUGACACCAUUUUCCUCAAACCGACGCUCCUUAUCCCUGGGCAACUGGGCCCUGAGGAAGAGGAGGAGGAGGAGGAGGGAGCCGUGGGCCCGGCCUGCCCCGCCACGUCCCGCCACGACCUCUCCGCCACCGAUUUCCUCCGGCAGAUCGAUGCCGAGAUCCGCCUGUCCAAGGCCGCCGCAACUCGCCAGCUUCGCGAGGGCGACGCGGGCAGCGUCGCCGAGGCCGAAGGCACCCGGACGCCUGACCCAGGGGCCCGCUCGGCACCCCAGGGUGCCCGGCGCGCCCUGCUCGGCCCCCGGCCCCUCACCAGGACGCCGCGGGCAGCCGCCCUGCGCGAUGCCGAGGACGAGAUCUUCACGCUGUGACGGGGCACCCUGGAGACGCCCCGACAGGUCGGGGACGCCCCCAGCCCCGGCACCCAGCUCCAGAUGCUUGGGUUAGCAGCCACAGGGCCUGGGGGGCUCUGGGAGGCACUGGAAAAUACUGGGAGGUGCUAGGGCAAGGCCACGCGGGGCUGGAUUUACCAGCCGACGUUUUUCCCCCCGAUCGUAUUUAUUGGUGUAUUUUUGUUCCUGGUUUUUUGGGGGGAGCCCGUUUUCCUCCGUGCCAGCACCUGGACCCCAGUGAGUUUGGGGUCUCCUAGGGAUGGGGAUGGGGUCUGUCACCCCCUUUGCCUUCCCCCUUCUCCCCUGAGCCUGUAAAUAAAAGGGAGCACUGUCA